Lindgomyces ingoldianus is the source of this 516-nucleotide messenger RNA. RefSeq lists its product as uncharacterized. Bases 1 to 516 code for a protein of 171 amino acids. The record is from RefSeq and is a predicted model, not a curated record. NCBI's taxonomy places the organism in Eukaryota, Fungi, Ascomycota, Dothideomycetes, Pleosporales, Lindgomycetaceae. The transcript has a single exon.
AUGGCCUCUCCCCUACGCACUCUCUUUCUUACAGAAGCCGUCCUCAAAGUGAUGGGGGGCUCCAUUUUCUUCUUCGCUCCAUCAACGAUACUCAAAAACCUAUCCGAACCUCCAUAUCCGGUAACAUCGCUCUCAUUGAUCCAAGCCCUCGGCACCCAAACCCUCGCAUUCAGUAUCCCGCUUUUCCUUGCCGCGAGAAUUGACUCAACGAGUAUUAAGAGCAGGAGGAUCGUGUACUACACGUUGUUAGGGAGAGAGGCAUUGUUAGCUUUUGGGCUUUUGGCGCAGAUUGGUUGGAGUUAUCUAAGGGGAUGGAGAGGGGGAAGGAGGGACAGUAUAAGGAGUGUUGAAGAGCUGGAGGAGGGGUUGGUGAGCGAUAGGAGAGGAACUAAAGAGGAUGAGAAGAAAGCACUGGAGAUGCUAAGAAGGGGGUUGUGGUUGUGGGUUGCGGAAGUAGCGCCGUUUGUCGUGGGGAGGAUGUGGAUUUUGGGAUUUAGGAAAGAGUGGUUUAAAUAG